Messenger RNA from Colletotrichum chrysophilum, 783 nucleotides. RefSeq lists its product as uncharacterized. NCBI's taxonomy places the organism in Eukaryota, Fungi, Ascomycota, Sordariomycetes, Glomerellales, Glomerellaceae. The coding region runs from base 1 to 783 and encodes 260 amino acids. The transcript has 2 exons. The record is from RefSeq and is a predicted model, not a curated record.
AUGAGCAGACACGUCCUCAUCCUCGGCGGCCACGGCAAGGUCUCCCAGUACCUCACCCCGAUCCUCCUCAAAAAGUCCUGGACCGUGACGAGCGUCAUCCGCGCGCAGGAGCAGGUCCCGACCAUCGAGAAGCUCGGCGCGGGCCAGGCCGGCAAGCUGAACGUGCUGGUGCGCAGCAUCGAGGACGUCAAGAGCGAGGGCCAGGCGCAGGCCAUCUUGGACGAGGUCAAGCCCGACACCGUCAUCUGGAGUGCCGGUGCCGGUGGACGAGGCGGCGCAGAGCGCACAUUCGCCGUCGACCGCGACGCCGCAAUCCACUUCGUCAAAGCCUCCGUGGCCACCCCCUCCAUCAAGAAGUUCAUCCUCGUCUCGUACCUCGCCUCGCGCAAGACGAAGCCGACGUGGUGGUCCGACGACGAGUGGGCGGGCGCGCAGGCGGUCAACCAGAAGCUGGCCAACUACUUCCAGGCCAAGGUCGCGGCCGACGAGGUCCUCUGGGAAGAAUCAAAGAAGCGCAGUGAUAUCGCGGGUGUUAGCUUGCGGCCCGGCACGCUGACGGAGGAGCCGGCGGGCAAGGUCGAGUUUGGAAGGACCAAGGGGUCGAGGGGCACCUCGAGCAGGGAGAGCGUGGCGGAGGUGGCGGCGCUGAUUGCGGAGCAGGAGGACUUUAAGACGAGCUGGGUUGACCAUCUUGAUGGGAGCGAGGACCCGAGGGCGGCGGUGGAGAGGGUUGCGAGGGAGGGUGUGGAUGUCGCGGAGGGAGAGGCGUUCUACAAGGCUUGA